This is a messenger RNA of Pararge aegeria (speckled wood butterfly), 972 nucleotides long. Its product is annotated as protein spaetzle-like. The record is from RefSeq and is a predicted model, not a curated record. Gene Ontology annotation, biological process: regulation of Toll signaling pathway; innate immune response; central nervous system formation. Bases 174 to 890 code for a protein of 238 amino acids. NCBI's taxonomy places the organism in Eukaryota, Metazoa, Arthropoda, Insecta, Lepidoptera, Nymphalidae. Gene Ontology annotation, molecular function: Toll binding; growth factor activity. Gene Ontology annotation, cellular component: extracellular region. The transcript is spliced from 6 exons.
GCCACAGAACUUGACGCGUGUGUAGUUUCAACACAAUUAACACCAUUUCACGUUUUAAAUUGUGUUGUGAUGUAAAAAUUCAAGUGGACAGUGAGAAAAAUGAUGUUUUUAAGUAUUGUGCUUGGGAACUAAAGUGGAGUUGUGGACGGAAUAUGGUUAAACACCAAUAAAACAUGGCCUGGAUUCUACGUUGUAUUCUUUGGGUUUCACUGUUUCAGAUAACAACACAAUAUGCCCCUGCGUUAGCGGAGGGCAGGUCCGUGCGAGAGGGCGAGAGGGCCGCCAACCAGAAGUCCAACGGUUCGUACAAAAUACUGAAUAGACUUGUGAAGCCCUUUGUCAGUAAACGAGUGGACGACAAGGUUGUGUUCCCUGGAGAGUACGAGAAGUCGAAACCCCUGGCGUUUGAAAAGCCGCUAAUUCCCGAGGAAUGCAAGGAAGUAGGAAUUUGCGAAGACAUCCCCAAUUAUCCGGAAUACCUUGUUAAAACUUUGAUUCAUGACCUAAUGAGACAGAACAGAACGAGGUUCAACAAGGAUAUGUUGGAUGUGCCACAAAUAGCUCAAAGAAUAGGUCCUGAGGACGACUACGUUGAACUCUGCGAGACCGAAGAGAGGAUAUAUGCGCCGAGAGCAGCUCAGGAUACUAAUAUGGAGUGGCACGUGAUAGUUAAUGAUAAGAAGCAGCCUCAGCAAACGUUCCGUGUGGAAAUAUGCAAGGCCAAAGAAUCACCGUGCUCGGCGAUAGCGUACUUCCAAAAUGGAUAUAAAGCUAAAUGCGUCCAAAAAUAUAUGUUAAGAAAUAUGUUAGCUGUCACCGAACAGAAAGUAGUGGUCGAAAAGCCCUUCCAAGUCCCCAGCUGUUGUUCCUGUGUCGCCAGACAGACGUGAUGUUGGCAACCGUCUGCGGGCUCCUGCUCGAAAAACGGGCAUUGUAUCAUACUGUAUCAUAAUAAACAACGAUAAGAAAUAA